Alexandromys fortis (reed vole) is the source of this 3278-nucleotide messenger RNA. It is a transcript of the gene Gspt1, whose product is annotated as G1 to S phase transition 1. NCBI's taxonomy places the organism in Eukaryota, Metazoa, Chordata, Mammalia, Rodentia, Cricetidae. Gene Ontology annotation, molecular function: GTPase activity; translation release factor activity; GTP binding. Gene Ontology annotation, cellular component: translation release factor complex. The transcript is spliced from 15 exons. The record is from RefSeq and is a predicted model, not a curated record. Gene Ontology annotation, biological process: translation. The coding region runs from base 943 to 2847 and encodes 634 amino acids.
UGAGGGCUUUUAAUGACUAGUCAAACAUAACGUGAGUCAUCAGAAGUUUCCAGUUAACAAUCCCUUCUGCCGUACAUCCUGGGCCCAUUCCUUUAUGAGCCACUCUGCUGUUUAAACGGUAACAUCUCAGGUUUUACUGCCUCUUCCACAAAUGAAUACAUAAAAGGAAAGACGCUCCCCGCCGGCUUUGAAAUGUAGGGCAAACUCUGGUUGGGGUGGCGAGAAAAAGAACAAGGUACAGAGACUGAGGAACACAGAAGGCAGAAAGGGUGUUGAAAGUGGGGAAGAAAAAAUUUUUUUGCUGUUGAUGUCCUCACGGGCUGGUUGGAUCGUCGCCGCGUGCUGAAGGGCCCAGCCCACCGCCCUGCCCCAGCAAAGAAGGGCCUGCCCCUGCCCCCACCCUGCAACAGACGGGGCAGCCGGUCGGCCACCAGACCUCUGCCUCCUCGCGCUGCCUGCCGGGAGCUCCAGCCGCUUCCGGUGACGCUUGAUCGCUGAACUCCGACUCCCGUCGGCCCCUGAGAAAACCGCAGCAGGUUUGCGCGGGUGCUGUCGGGAUCUGUAGUUUAUCUGUCGGCCGAGCUGCGUAGACGGGAACGCAGGCUAACAUAGCCGGGAACUACCGAGGCGAAGGUACGGGUAGUAGCGAGGGGUCAAUUCACGCCAAGCGUGGGGUUGGCGGUGAGGCCGGCGGCGGUAGUUGGGGUUGGGUGGGAGGAGAUCCUUUCGCACACACGAGGAGGGUUGAGCUGCUGUCGCCGCGGUCGCGAGUGCCCAGUCUGGACUGUAGCUGCCGCCCAAGACGCCGAGGAGUGAGUCGUUGGCCUCCGGCUCCUCUGUCUUGUCCUCCUCGCUGGGUCAGCGCGGCCUGCUCCUCCCCGGUCGGCCGCCCCCGCCUCCAUUUCCCGCCCUCUCUUCACCACACACACGGCCCCCCCGAUCAUGGAUCCCGGCAGCGGCGGAGGCGGCGGAGGCGGCGGUGGCGGGAGCAGCAGCAGCAGCAGCGACUCUGCGCCCGACUGCUGGGACCAGACGGAUAUGGAGGCCCCCGGGCCGGGGCCUUGCGGCGCCGGCUCCAUGGCGGCGGUGGCUGAGACCCAGCGUGAGAACCUCAGUGCGGCCUUCAGCCGGCAACUCAACGUCAACGCCAAGCCCUUCGUCCCCAACGUCCACGCCGCAGAAUUCGUGCCGUCCUUCCUGCGGGGCCCGGCCCAGCCGCCGCCAUCCCUCGCCGGCGCGGCCGGCGGCGACCACGGAGCGAGCAGCAGCACGGGAGGCCCUUCGGCACCUGUGGAGUCGUCUCAAGAACAGUCAUCAUUGUGUGAAGGUUCAAAUUCAGCUGUUAGCAUGGACCUUUCAGAAACUGUUGUAGAAAAUGGAGAGACAGAAAUGUCCCCAGAAGAAUCAUGGGAGCACAAAGAAGAAAUAAUUGAAGCAGAGCCAGGGGGUGGUUCCUCCGGAGAUGGAAGGCCACCAGAGGAAAAUGCCCAAGAAAUGAUGGAGGAGGAAGAAGAAAUACCAAAACCUAAGUCGGUGGUGGCACCACCAGGUGCUCCUAAGAAAGAACAUGUAAAUGUAGUGUUCAUUGGGCAUGUUGAUGCAGGCAAGUCAACCAUUGGAGGACAAAUAAUGUAUUUGACUGGAAUGGUCGACAAAAGGACACUUGAGAAAUACGAACGGGAAGCUAAAGAAAAAAACAGAGAAACUUGGUACUUGUCUUGGGCCUUAGACACAAACCAGGAAGAACGAGACAAGGGGAAAACAGUAGAAGUAGGUCGUGCCUAUUUUGAAACUGAAAAGAAGCAUUUUACGAUUCUAGAUGCUCCUGGCCAUAAGAGUUUUGUCCCAAAUAUGAUUGGUGGUGCCUCUCAAGCUGACUUGGCUGUAUUGGUAAUCUCAGCCAGGAAAGGAGAGUUUGAAACUGGAUUUGAAAAAGGAGGACAGACAAGAGAACAUGCAAUGUUGGCAAAGACAGCAGGUGUCAAACACUUAAUUGUGCUUAUUAAUAAGAUGGAUGAUCCAACAGUAAACUGGAGCAACGAGAGAUAUGAAGAAUGUAAAGAAAAACUAGUACCGUUUUUGAAAAAAGUUGGCUUCAAUCCCAAAAAGGACAUUCAUUUUAUGCCCUGCUCAGGACUGACGGGAGCAAAUCUGAAAGAGCAAUCAGAUUUCUGUCCUUGGUACAUUGGCUUACCAUUUAUUCCAUAUCUGGAUAAUUUGCCAAACUUCAAUAGAUCAGUUGAUGGACCAAUCAGGCUGCCAAUUGUCGAUAAGUACAAGGAUAUGGGGACUGUGGUCCUGGGAAAGCUGGAAUCUGGAUCUAUCUGUAAAGGCCAGCAGCUCGUGAUGAUGCCCAACAAGCACAAUGUGGAAGUUCUUGGAAUACUUUCUGAUGAUGUAGAAACAGAUUCUGUAGCUCCAGGUGAAAACCUCAAAAUCAGACUGAAAGGGAUUGAAGAAGAGGAGAUUCUUCCAGGAUUCAUCCUUUGUGAUCUUAAUAAUCUCUGUCAUUCUGGACGUACAUUUGAUGCCCAGAUAGUGAUCAUAGAGCACAAAUCCAUCAUCUGCCCAGGGUACAAUGCGGUGCUGCAUAUUCAUACCUGUAUCGAGGAGGUCGAGAUAACAGCCUUAAUCUGCUUGGUAGAUAAAAAAUCAGGAGAAAAAAGUAAGACUCGACCUCGUUUUGUGAAACAAGAUCAAGUAUGCAUUGCGCGUUUGAGGACAGCAGGGACCAUCUGUCUGGAGACCUUUAAAGACUUCCCUCAGAUGGGACGCUUUACCUUACGAGAUGAGGGUAAGACCAUUGCAAUUGGAAAAGUUCUGAAACUGGUUCCAGAGAAAGACUAAGCAUUUUCCUGAUGACCCUGCACAAUACUGUGAGGAAUAUUGACUGCAAAGAACUAUUCACACCGCCUUCUCUUAUUUUCUGCCCAUUGACAAACCUCUCCCCAUAUUUUGCAAAGAAAAUUCACAGCAAAAGUCCACAUUAUGUCAGCUUUCUCAUAUUGAGAGCUCUGCUAUGCCACUGUUGAAUUUUCCCCAAGAUUUUGCCCCCUUUCAAACUUUGCUUCCUUGGACAGAUUUGGCAAUAGCUUUGUAAGUGAUGUGGACAUAAUUGCCUACAAUAAUGAAAACCUACAGGAAUUUUUAUUUUUCAUUUUCCCCUUAGGCAUAGUUAGUCCCCCCCACCCAGGCAGAUCAUUCUGAGUGUGCGAGUGUGUGUGCACAUGUUAAAAAGACAACUACCAUGUUAAUAAAAUAUUCAAUUUGAAACCCUU